Messenger RNA from Perca fluviatilis (European perch), 769 nucleotides. It is a transcript of the gene rfx5, whose product is annotated as regulatory factor X, 5. Gene Ontology annotation, biological process: regulation of transcription by RNA polymerase II. The transcript has 6 exons. The record is from RefSeq and is a predicted model, not a curated record. Bases 183 to 749 code for a protein of 188 amino acids. Gene Ontology annotation, molecular function: DNA-binding transcription factor activity, RNA polymerase II-specific; RNA polymerase II cis-regulatory region sequence-specific DNA binding. Lineage: Eukaryota; Metazoa; Chordata; Actinopteri; Perciformes; Percidae.
AUUGCUACAGAGCUGUGUGUGGUCACUGAGGAAGUGGUCAUCUGAAGUUCUCUGGGUGAGGCCCAUCCACACUCUGAACUGCGCUGCACACGAAGUUGAGCUCAAGUCUCUAAACUAGAGUAACCCUUAUAUGGUUCCAACGGAUGUCAACCACACUGAUGGUGGCUGGUUAGUGGGUCCACAUGUCGGAGGACGAGCAGCUCCAGCGGGGGGGGGGCGGCCCCCUGGAGGCAGGCGAUGGAGACACAGAGCCCAGCAUGCUGCUGCAGAAACUCAAGAGCAACAUCCCGAAGAGCGUUCAGACCAAAGUGGACCAGAUCCUGCAAGAUGUUCAGCGUUUCUCCGACAGCGACAAGCUGUACCUGUACCUCCAGCUGCCCUCCGGAGACAAGAGUGGUGGGGGAGACUGUUCCUUCAACACGACAGACCAGCUCCACACCUGUAACUGGAUCCGCAGUCACCUGGAGGAGCACUCAGACACCUGCCUGCCCAAACAGGACGUCUACGAGACGUACAAGAGACACUGUGAGAACCUGCAGCUUCGCCCUCUGAGCGCCGCCAACUUUGGGAAGAUCAUCCGAGACAUUUUCCCGAACAUCAAGGCCAGGCGGCUCGGGGGCAGAGGACAGUCCAAAUAUCCUUUACACCAACCAGGAGCCUGUGUUACCGUGCCUGUUGUGUCUAAGUGUCUGUCUGACAACAUUAUGGGAUGGAUCCCUACAGAGAUAGAGCUUUUAGUUAAAGAGUAAGAUCCUUUUAGUUUAACAUG